Molecule: messenger RNA, 1011 nt
Organism: Triticum dicoccoides
Lineage: Eukaryota; Viridiplantae; Streptophyta; Magnoliopsida; Poales; Poaceae
Product: chloroplast envelope quinone oxidoreductase homolog
Exons: 4
Coding region: 1-1011 (336 amino acids)
Molecular function (GO): oxidoreductase activity
Source: RefSeq, a predicted model, not a curated record
AUGACCACCCCAACGGCGACGCCGGCGAAGAUGCGGGCCGUGCUUUACGACGCCUGCGGCGGAGGCACCGCCGGCCUCAAGCAUGCACAAGUCCUCGUCCCUUCAGCAAAGAGGAAUGAGGUCCUGUUGAAACUACAAGCUGCGACCGUCAAUCCACUUGACUGGAAGAUACAGAAAGGGGACUUGCGGCCUCUGCUGCCUCGUAGACUGCCUUUUAUUCCAGUGCCUGAUGUCGCGGGAGUAGUUGUUGAUGUUGGUCCUGGAGUGAAUGGUCUCACAGCGGGUGAUCAAGUUGUCGCCAAGUUGAACUCUCUUAAUGGAGGUGGACUUGUAGAGUACACUGUAGCAUCCGCAAACCUGACUGUCAAAAGGCCAGCUAAGGUUUCUGCAGCUGAGGGCGCUGGCCUUCCCAUUGCCGCAGGCACUGCGCUCCAGGCGUUGAGGUCCAUUGGUUCCAAGUUUGACGGCACCGGCAAGCCUCUAAACGUGUUGAUCACCGCUGCCUCUGGUGGCGUAGGCCUGUAUGCCGUGCAGCUUGCAAAGCUGGCGAACCUUCAUGUUACCGCCACCUGCGACGACCGCGACAUGGAUCUUGUGAAGAGCUUGGGCGCAAACGAGGUGAUGGACUACAGGACCCCAGAGGGAGCGACCUUGCAGAGCCCCUCCGGCCGGAAGUACGACGGCGUGGUUCACUGCACCGUCGCUGUCAGCUGGUCGUCUUUCCAGCCAUUGUUGAGUGACGGCGGGAGAGUGGUAGACAUCACGCCGAAAUUGUCAGCCAUCCUCACAUAUGUGCUGCAUAGGGUGACAUUCUCCAAGAAGCGCCUCGUGCCCCAGCUGCUCCUGUCGCUCAACAAGGUAGACCUGGAGUUCUUGGCCGGGUUGCUCGAGGAAGACAAGCUGAAGACCGUGAUCGACUCGAGGUUCCCGUUGAGCGACGCAGGCAAGGCGUGGCAGAGCAGUAUCGAUGGCCAUGCCACUGGCAAGAUUGUCGUUGAGAUGAAGAGCUGA